AUGCAUGCCGCCGCCGCCGCCAUGUUGACCAACACUGGCCUUCUGGCGGCGGCCGCCACCGGCUUGGUGAUGGUGCUCAUGUCCCGCCGUCAGCGCCGCCAAGAGUACUAUGUUGUCGACGAGACGAUCGGCGAGCGCCUCAAGGUUGUGACCAAGACCUCGCCCACCGAAAAGGCCACCCCGGAGUUUGUUGCCGAUGUCGUCGCUGACAUGCGCGCGAGCUUCAUGUCUGGCAUCUCCCUGCCCGUGGAGACGCGCAAGGCCCAGCUGCGAGCCCUGCGUCAAUUCUUUGUCGACCAAAAGGAAAACAUCAUCGCGGCUUUGGCUGCCGAUCUCGACCGCCCCCGCCUCGAGGCCAUCAUGUAUGACUGGGCCCUGCCCGUCGCCGAGAUCGACAACAUGCUGGCUGAUCUCGAUGAUUAUCUCGAGCCCGAACCCUGCGAGCAGCAUAUCCUGUCUUUCCCAGCCAAGCAAUAUCUGCAACCCGAUCCUCUUGGCGUUGCGCUCAUCAUCGGUACCUGGAACUUCCCUCUCCAGCUCGAGCUCGUGCCCCUCAUUGGUGCCAUUGCUGCUGGCAACACGGCCAUUGUCAAGCCCUGCGUUAUCAGCCGCAACUGUGCUGAGCUGGUGCAGCGUGAGCUGCCCAAGUACCUGGACCCCCGCAUUGUCCAUGUCCUCGGCGCCUUUGAGGAGCGCGACUCACCCGUCACCAACGAGCUGCUCAAGCACAAGUUUGAUGUCAUCUUCUUCACCGGUUCGCCCAAGGUUGGCCGUGUCAUCAUGGAGGGAGCGGCCAAGAACUUGACGCCGUGCAUUCUGGAACUUGGCGGCAAGAACCCUGUUUACGUGGACAAGUCGGCCGAUGUUACCCUCGCCGCCAAGCGCUGUGUUUGGGGCCGCAACCUCAAUGCUGGACAGCAAUGCAUUUCCCCCGACUUUGUGUUGUGCCACGAGGCCGUGCUUGACAAGUUCUUGUCUGAAUGCCGUCGCUUUGUGGCCGAAUUCUAUGGCCCUGAUCCCAGCACCAGCGGGAGCGUUGGCAAGAUUGUGGGUGAGCGCCAAAUUGAACGUAUCGCCGACCUCAUUGAAACCACCAAGGGCAAGUUUGUCGUUGGUGGCGACUACAACAAGGAGACCCGCUAUGUGGCGCCGACUGUGGCGCAUGUCGCCAUGGAUGACGUUUUGAUGGAGGAUGAGAUUUUCGGCCCCAUCCUCGCGGUGGUGGGCGUGCCCAAUGCCCAGGCCGCGCUGACGGAGAUCCGUUCGCGCCCCGAACCCCUGGCCUUGUAUGUGUUUGCCGAGGACAAGACCACCCAGGAGCUCUUCCUGCACAACACGGCCUCGGGCGGUGUUACAGUCAACCAUUGCAUCUUCCACGUGGCCAAUGUGCGCUUGCCAUUUGGUGGCGUCGGUAACUCGGGCAUGGGCUCCUACCACGCCAAGAAAACGUUUGAUGCAUUUAGCCACCCCAAGCCCGUGGUCAUCAAGUCCAAGUGGGCCGACUUUGGCAUCAUCUCUGAUCCCUUCUACCUCUACCCGCCUUGGAACUCUGUCAAGGAAUGGAUCCUCAGCGCUUCCCAGCCGCUCAUCUAGACGUCAAAACGCAUCGCUGAGGCGCAAUACUUGAAUUUGUGCCUUGUUUGUGAGCGUCAAUCCCUUUUGCGUGCUUUGUUCCUUCUUUUUGCAUGGCAAAACUGAAAUGGCGACAUUGACAAAUC
Messenger RNA from Monosiga brevicollis MX1, 1718 nucleotides. RefSeq lists its product as uncharacterized. Bases 1 to 1593 code for a protein of 530 amino acids. Gene Ontology annotation, cellular component: cytoplasm. Gene Ontology annotation, biological process: aldehyde metabolic process. Gene Ontology annotation, molecular function: aldehyde dehydrogenase (NAD+) activity. The transcript has 11 exons. Lineage: Eukaryota; Choanoflagellata; Craspedida; Salpingoecidae. The record is from RefSeq and is a predicted model, not a curated record.